AACAUGGUGGCCGUGAUUCACCCAAUAGCAGUGCGGUCACAAGUACAACGGCUGCACCCACAACAGAACCUCCCAAAUCGUUUGGAUGCGAUUCGUCAUCACCGGAAAUGAAACAGCAGGCGAUUACAUCCGAUGCUAAAGUGCAAAAUUCAUUACAGUGCCAUGAAAUGCCGGCAGCAUAUAGAAUUCCCGGCUAUAUCGAACAUUUAUACUCAUUACAGUGUUUAAGUCCCAAUGCUUCCCUACAUGAUAAAUUUUCCCAAAAACAUUUUCACAUAGCUGGACUAAGUAUGAAUUCCAGUGAUUAUUUACGAUCAUGCAAUAUGGGCUCGGUCCGUGAACUACACCCGGCAAUAGCAGUUAAUUUAUCAGCAGCCAACAAUGGCUAUAACUUUGGCCUUAAAAACAAGAGUAUUAACUCGCAUUCUUUUAUAGCAUCGCGCAAGCGUGCCUUAUCGUCGUCACCGUAUUCCGAUGCCUUCGAUAUAAAUUCAAUGAUACGUUUCUCACCGAACUCCUUAGCUGCGGCCAUGGGUGGCCCGUGCCCCGGGCCGAAUAUGCCGCCCAAUGCAUGUUAUGGUCAUUUAUCGGCAAGUAAUUUUAGUCCCAUCCAUUCAGCCAUGGCACCUCAUUUACAACAAUUGCAAGCACAUUUAUUGAGGGUUAGCGCCGGUUUGCUACAUCCUCUGUCGUCGGGACAUCAAAUAGCAGCACACACACACAAUAUGCUUCCAAUGGAUCAGAAACAAAUGUUGAAUCCGAAAACAGAUAUUCCACCGGUUGCAACAACACCGGUUAAAGAAGAAUUUAACGAGAAGGAAACGAAUGGAAAAGUGCAUCAUAUCGAAGAGCCACCACGUCUUGCUGUGGAACCAAUUUCCUCGUCAUGUAGUGAUGUAACACUACAGGAGGCUGACAGUGCAUCAGCCGUUGAAAACAAAAAGACAAGAAAAUGUUAUACAAAAUUUUCUGGUCAAUGCCAUGAAACUAAGACAACCAGUAAACCUCCAAGCGAACCAUCACCGAAUGUAACACCACACAGCGUAAGUGGCGGUGGUGGUGGUGGUAGCAGUACUACCGGUGGCUAUGAUUGUGCAAGUGCCGAUACAACCGAUCUUAAAGAUGAACCAUUGGAUUUCGAGGAAACCAAUUGCCAUUGGAAAGAUUGUGAAAUUGAAUUUGGCAAUCUGGAAGAUUUGGUGCGGCACAUUAACAAUCAUCACAUACAAAACAAUAAGAAAACAUUUGUAUGCCGUUGGGAAAACUGUUCCAGAGGUGAAAAACCAUUUAAGGCACAAUAUAUGUUGGUGGUGCAUAUGCGUCGUCAUACCGGCGAGAAACCACACAAAUGCACGUUUGAAGGUUGCGGUAAGGCCUAUUCACGUUUGGAAAACUUAAAAACUCACUUGAGAUCACACACUGGAGAAAAGCCGUAUACCUGUGAAUAUCCCGGUUGCACUAAAGCGUUUAGCAAUGCCAGUGAUCGUGCAAAACAUCAAAACCGCACACACAGCAAUGAGAAACCAUACAUCUGCAAUGCCCCCGGUUGCUUGAAACGCUAUACCGAUCCCAGUUCGCUGAGGAAGCACGUUAAGAGUGUACAUGGAGCUGAAUUUUAUGCCAAUAAAAGACAUAAAGGUUUCAAUGAGAAUGGCGGCAGCAGUGGUGGCGAAGACAAAUCUAAUGAAAAGAACGGCCAUAUGCGUGAUUACUAUCAGGGCAAUAGCAGCUCAAUGAGUCAAAGCAUUAAGAAGGAAUACAGUCUGAGUGCAUCGCCAAAGUCGCAUGCACGUGCCAUCUUCCAAAAUCCCAUGAUGCGUACAGCAGCCGUGGCUGAAAUUGAUGGUGACAAUGAUUGGUCGUCUGGAAUGAUGGGCGGCGUGGGUGGUGGUGGCGGUUAUGAUUAUGGCAAUAGUAACAGUGACUUUGUUACAAACGAUGAAAGCUAUUGGGCAACAUAUGCCGAUAAUGUUGAUGUUUCAGAAUUGCCACCUGUGCUGAGGACAAUGGUUACAGGUGGUCCAUCACCAUUGGCCGUGGAUAGUUCACCACAACGUAUACGACCACGUCUACAAGCCAAGCCGAUGAUUUCACCCAAUAUGGGUAUUGGCAUAAGGGAAUUGAAUCAACGUAUUACCGAAUUGAAAAUGGAAACAAAUAUUGAUGACACAACAACUGGCGGGCCAUGUGGUGUUGGGCCUAAACAAUUCUCAGAAUUGGACCCAACCACCAUACGUAGGGAUAGUCAGAAUUCCAAUACCAGCAGUUAUUAUUGCAGCAUGAACAGUCGUCGCAGUAGCCAGUGUUCCCACCAAUCGUCCAUGUCUACCCUGCGACCACAUUCCUCCUUUAAUACAGGUGGCGGUGGAUCGCUGUACGAUCCUAUCUCACCAGGAUGUUCAAGACGUUCGAGUCAAAUGUACAAUAUGAAUACUGGUGCCAUGAAUCCCAUACAGGAACGUGUUGAUGUUCUUAAUGUGGGUGUGAAUACCACAAACAAUUUCCGAAAUGACCUCAACAGCCAUCCGUUUGUGUUUAAUCGGGAUAAAGGUGGAAAUAUACCACCACCGCCAUCUUCGCAUCUGAUUGCCAAGCAUUUGCAUCAGUUACAGUGUUCCUUGCUUUCGUCCACCUAUCUAAGGCAGCUACGCCAAAAUGGUCGUUAUUCUAUACCGAACAUUUUACGUUUCUCAUCGGGAUUGCCAGAGAAGAAUCGCCUGUUGGAUAGACGUUUCUCGGAAACGAAUCGCAAACCUUUGAAAUUGAUAAUGUCAUGCCCCUCUACCUUUACAUAUUCCCUAUUGGCCAGUCAGUUGGUCAAAGCCAUUGAGCAGGUGAGCAAGUCACGUUCUGCCGAGGCAAGAGAAUUGAUGGAAGUCUCCUUGGAUCAUCACCCCAAUGAAAAGAUUAACCUAGAUGAGGUCGAUGAAGAUGAGUUGAUUGAAAAUAAAUUACUAGUCCUACCGGAUGAAAUGUUGCAAUACCUAAAUCAAGUGGCCAAUCAUCAUCAUCAGCAGGAACAGGAACGCCGCAACAAUAACACGGAGACCACUAUGGGUGGCGGUUUUAAUACCAAUCAAAAUCGUUUUAUGCAACAAAUGCAAAGUAGUGCAAUGAUGCCACCGCCUGCAAAUCCCCCACCAUCAUCCUCCAAUACACACGUCACGAAUCAACGCAAUAAUUACGAUAUCUAUUCGUAUGAACACUAUAUGCGGUAUCCUCAAUAUUACGAUUGUGCCAAUAACUAUUAUCAGCAGUACCAUCAAAUGAACAAUAUGAAUCAAACAAAACGGGAUAGCUGUUCGGGACAGAUGCCAGGUGGAGCUGCCCAAAGUAAUUGUGCAGCCCAAACACCAACACCCUCUCAACAAGCGUUGCCAUCCAACAAUGUUGAUCCAGUUGAUAGUUCCAUGACAAGUUUGGUGGAUUGGCGCUUAAGUACACCUGGUGUGGAAACUAAUAACCCAGCGGCAGCAGCAUCUGUAACCGUUGGUGUACCACAUGAAAUACAAUGCAACGAUAUAUCACAAUCCCAAAUGUCACCUGCAAUAGUUGGUAACAGCAAUCAUCCGGCGGGCAACACAAAUGCCUACAAUCAAUACACCAGUAUUUCUUCGACUACCUUCAAUGAGAGCAAUACCACCCCAUCAUAUUCCAAUAAUAACAAUGGUUCCAGUGGUGGUUCCAUGAUGACUGAAUCCUAUCAACGUACCUUGGAAUAUGUACAAAAUUGCCAGAGUUGGUUGAAGUCCAGCAGCAGCAACAAGGAAGGACCCAAUGAGGCAGCCUUGUAUUGCGAUGACUUCAAUAAUCCAGCAAAUGCGGCAGCUGGAACCACAGCCGGCGUACCCAUGGUCACAAGCCAAACCAACAUUACAAGCUGUACUUAUCCCACCAAUAAUAAUAUGGUCAUUAAUGACAUGAACUCAUCGCUUACUUCACUUUUCGAAGAAGAUCUGUGUUUCAAAAUGAUUUGAAA
Molecule: messenger RNA, 3979 nt
Organism: Musca vetustissima
Lineage: Eukaryota; Metazoa; Arthropoda; Insecta; Diptera; Muscidae
Gene: ci
Product: transcriptional activator cubitus interruptus
Exons: 5
Coding region: 108-3977 (1289 amino acids)
Biological process (GO): regulation of transcription by RNA polymerase II
Cellular component (GO): nucleus
Molecular function (GO): RNA polymerase II cis-regulatory region sequence-specific DNA binding; DNA-binding transcription factor activity, RNA polymerase II-specific
Source: RefSeq, a predicted model, not a curated record